GGGAAAUAAAUAUAAACGGAAGGCGCAGGACGGACACCACUGGCAAUCUGGCCACUCCACUCUACAGGAGCUACAGUACUAUGGCUCGCAUCGCUCUUUUGCUACUACCACUGCUGUGCACCCUGCUCCAUUGCGGCGCGGCACCAAGUGUUUCCGGCGCCGUGUGUGACUACUCCCAGUUUGGCGCCCUCAACGCAAUGAUGAUAUACCCAAACUUCCAGUGUUACCCAGAGCGAUUCGACGUCACAGAAGCAGAAAAGAAGGCAAUCCUGGUCACACACAACAAAAUGAGGAUGAAGGUAGCAAUGGGCUUCGAGGAGCGCGGCAGCCCAGGACCUCAGCCUUCCGCCGCCAACAUGAGGGAGCUCACGUGGGACGAUGAACUAGCGCAACUGGCUCAGGCCUGGGCAAACCAGUGUUCCUUCUCUCAUGAUGACUACGCAUCAAGACAAACCUGCAAGUACUCUAUCAUUGGCCAGAACCUUCUCAUUAAAGACGUCACAGACAUGGAGAUAUCUGAGGCAAUAGACUGGCCUCUGACCGUCCAUGAAUGGUACAGCGAGGUGGCCUUCCAUCCUAACGCUUGGGUGCAGCAGUUCACAUCCCUGCACAAUGGAGAGGACGCCACCGGCCAUUACACGCAGGUGGUGUGGGCUGACACUGAUAAGGUAGGAUGUGGCGCAGUACGGUUUGAUAACCAGGCCCUCUUUGUGUGCAACUACGCGACUGAGGGCAACCUAAAGGAGCAGCCGGUGUACCAGGAGGGAAAGCCUGCCUCUGCUUGCACCGCCGGACCCUCCAACUUCUACCCCGGGCUGUGUAAAUAGUGUAAACAAAUUAAUCACGGCUGUCUCUCGUCCCUCACCCACUCAUCACGCUGUGCCUGUGGCUGUUCCUGUGUCGAAGAGGACCUAGCUAGCUUAACGCUUAUCCAUUUACCUGAAUAGUAAAUUCUGAAUUUUUUAGUAAAUAUUACAAGUAAUGAUUAUGUUCACCCUUGUUUUCUUAUUGGCAUUAUUCAAAAGGAUUACUUACCUUGCAGUUGAAGUACAAUGAUGUAGUCUAGUACAUCAUACUGCUAUCAUAGAAAGAGACACGUCACACUGCCGGCACCAACACAUCGCCAACCAACGUAACAAGAGUUCCAUAAAAAAACAUUGGCGAGCCACACACACUGAUUUCCUAUAUUACUCGUCAAAUAUAAAUGAAUAAAUAUAUGAAUAAAUUAGUGAAGUGUA
Portunus trituberculatus (swimming crab) is the source of this 1238-nucleotide messenger RNA. RefSeq names its product scoloptoxin SSD976-like. Lineage: Eukaryota; Metazoa; Arthropoda; Malacostraca; Decapoda; Portunidae. The coding region runs from base 81 to 827 and encodes 248 amino acids. Gene Ontology annotation, cellular component: extracellular region. The transcript is spliced from 6 exons. The record is from RefSeq and is a predicted model, not a curated record.